AUUUGCAUUAUGAGCUUGCUAUGGUCAUGUCCCUACAACUUUCUAAGUGGUUGUUGCACCUUCGGAUAACUGACACAGAUGUCAUGUGAAAACCCACAUGCUCUGCCUCUUACACAGCCUCCCAUUCUUCCUCUGCUUCUUUGCUUUCUUUUCUCUUUCCUCCCUCUGGUUAGCUUGUUGUGGCAGCUCACUUGCCUCCCAUUGCAUAAUCCAGCCCCCCUCCUCAUCCGUGCAAGUGAUCAGAAAGAAAUCUGGAGCUGUGUGACAGAAGAGCAGGGGGAAGAAAGCUGUGCAGAGCAAUAAGCUGAGGCACACACACACACACACACAGCCAGCAGCAGGGAGGCAGAGGCAGGCUGCGAGCAAGGGAAGGGAUGCUUGGCUCACUAGUGCUGCUGCUGCUCUCCGGCUCUAGGAGGGGAUUUGUCUGCUAAGUACCCAGCCUGGGAUCUUCAUGAUUGCGCUGAGAGAGGAGUCUUCGCCUCACUGCCACCAUGCGAGCACAAAUUGAAGUGAUACCAUGCAAAAUUUGUGGAGAUAAGUCUUCAGGAAUCCACUACGGUGUCAUCACUUGUGAAGGCUGCAAGGGAUUCUUCAGAAGAAGUCAACAAAAUAAUGCCUCUUACUCCUGCCCAAGGCAGAGGAACUGCUUAAUUGACAGAACAAAUAGAAAUCGCUGCCAACACUGUAGACUGCAAAAGUGUCUUGCCCUGGGAAUGUCUAGAGAUGCUGUAAAAUUUGGGCGAAUGUCAAAAAAACAGCGAGAUAGUCUGUACGCCGAAGUCCAGAAACACCAGCAACGAUUACAAGAACAGAGGCAACAACAAAGCGGAGAGGCCGAUGCCUUAGCCAGGGUAUACAGCAGUAACAUCAGCAAUGGUUUAAGCAACCUCAACAAUGAGACAGGGGGCACUUACUCUAAUGGACAUGUCAUUGACCUGCCCAAAUCUGAAGGUUAUUACAGUGCAGAUUCUGCACAGCCCUCCCCGGACCAGUCAGGCAUAGAUAUAACUGGAAUGAAACAGAUAAAGCAAGAACCUAUUUAUGACCUUUCAUCUGUACCAAACUUAUUUAUGUAUAGCUCUUUCAACAAUGGACAGCUCUCACCUGGAAUAAGCAUAAGUGAAAUAGAUCGAGCUGCACAAAAUAUCAUAAAGUCCCAUUUGGAGACGUGUCAGUAUACACUGGAUGAAUUACAUCAGCUAGCAUGGCAAACUCAUACUUACGAAGAAAUUAAAGUAUACCAGAGCAAGGCGAGAGAAGCAUUGUGGCAGCAGUGUGCCAUUCAGAUUACCCAUGCAAUACAGUAUGUUGUGGAGUUUGCAAAGCGAAUAACAGGCUUUAUGGAACUAUGCCAGAAUGAUCAAAUAUUGUUACUUAAGUCAGGCUGCUUGGAAGUUGUCCUAGUAAGAAUGUGCCGUGCCUUCAAUCCAUUAAACAACACUGUUCUUUUUGAAGGAAAAUAUGGAGGAAUGCAGAUGUUUAAAUCACUAGGUUCUGAUGAUUUAGUGAAUGAAGCAUUUGACUUCGCAAAGAGUUUAUGUUCCCUACAGCUGACUGAGGAGGAAAUUGCCUUGUUUUCUGCAGCCGUACUGAUAUCACCAGAACGACCCUGGCUGAUAGAGCCAAGGAAAGUCCAGAAGCUACAAGAGAAAAUUUAUUUUGCACUCCAGCAUGUGAUUCAGAAGAACCACUUAGAUGAUGAGACAUUGGCAAAGUUAAUAGCCAAGAUACCAAACAUAACUGCACUUUGCAACUUACAUGGAGAGAAGUUGCAGGUAUUUAAACAAUCUCACCCAGAAAUAGUGAAUACACUGUUCCCUCCAUUGUAUAAGGAGCUAUUUAAUCCUGACUCAAGCACUGGCUGCAAGUGAAGACAGUGGGAUUUUUCACAUAGCUAUGGAAUGCAUCACUAUUAAGACAAAAGAAAUGUGCUCAAAAGGACUGAAGAAAACCACAAAAGGAACAAAACCAGACAUCACUGCAGCAGCACUAGGAAUGUCCUGCACUUACUAGAAUUCUUUUUCACCGCUACAGUUUGAAGAAUGUAAAUAUGCACCUCUGAGUGGGGCUCUCUUUUCUUCUUUAUUAACUGUUUGAUUUUCCUUUGGAACUGACCAUUUAACACUUUUGUUGCCAGAGGCUACUGUGGAAAAUGAAAGGUAUUGCAAAGUCAUCUAGUAGCCGAACCAUUUAUCUUAAUAUAUAGGACACUGGGUGUAUUUACUUUUUUUAUAUAUAUAAUUUGAGAGACAGUAAUUUAUAGAAUUUUAUUGUAGAUAUCAACAAGAGCAUAUACUUAUACAGUAUUACGCUUCUUUCUGGAUUACUGUUUCAAAUCUAAUUUAAGUGAAUUUGACUUAUUUCUAUGUUUUAGAUGCAUGUGUAGUGAA
Pseudophryne corroboree (corroboree frog) is the source of this 2393-nucleotide messenger RNA. It is a transcript of the gene RORB, whose product is annotated as RAR related orphan receptor B. The record is from RefSeq and is a predicted model, not a curated record. The transcript has 10 exons. Gene Ontology annotation, biological process: regulation of transcription by RNA polymerase II. Gene Ontology annotation, cellular component: nucleus. NCBI's taxonomy places the organism in Eukaryota, Metazoa, Chordata, Amphibia, Anura, Myobatrachidae. The coding region runs from base 495 to 1874 and encodes 459 amino acids. Gene Ontology annotation, molecular function: nuclear receptor activity; zinc ion binding; melatonin receptor activity.